CCUUUCUGACUCAGCUGUCACCACCAGAAACACUCUUUUUGCUCCACAUUGCACGGUUCAUUUUUAGUUUUGAUUUCACGCAGAAAAGACGCACAAAAAGCGCUUUCACAAGUUUUCCACUUUAAACAAAAGUCGGAUGCAUUUAAUCGCGUCAGCAAUUUAAGAAAGUGUGAUUAAAUCCGUGCAAUGAACUUCCAGGAGGGACUGAUUGCAGUGUUUUCCGUUCUUGCCUCUCUUCUCAUUGUGAUUGUGGUCGUUUGUUUGGGUUGGUACCUGGUGUGGAAGUUGUUCCUGUCGCGGUUUAAGCUGGUUCGCGAGCUGCUCGGUUUGGCUCAGUCCGCAGAUUCGCCAACACACACGGACGGUGCGUCGGCAGCAGGUUCCGGAGGGGACGCAAGCAAAUCACGAAACGCCCGAAAGGUACGGAGAGAUUGAACCCCGCGGGGUAGCUUCGAGAGAGG
Molecule: messenger RNA, 461 nt
Organism: Culex quinquefasciatus (southern house mosquito)
Lineage: Eukaryota; Metazoa; Arthropoda; Insecta; Diptera; Culicidae
Product: small integral membrane protein 13
Exons: 2
Coding region: 187-435 (82 amino acids)
Source: RefSeq, a predicted model, not a curated record